AUGCCCCUCAUCUUGUCAACAUUUCUUGCGGUUGCGGCUGGCAGGGUUUUGGCUUACCGGACCGUGGAUAUUACGAAGACACUGCAGCUGGAGGAAUUAAUCGCCCGGGAGGAGUUGGAGUACGCUAUUGAGGAGGAAGUGGCAAGACAGACAAUCGCCACCUGGAUUGAGCGGUGCAUAUUCCGAAAACGACAGGUUCGCGCCCCUUCUUUGCUAGUCUGA
Molecule: messenger RNA, 222 nt
Organism: Dibothriocephalus latus
Lineage: Eukaryota; Metazoa; Platyhelminthes; Cestoda; Diphyllobothriidea; Diphyllobothriidae
Source: the annotation of a GenBank genome assembly